This is a messenger RNA of Chiloscyllium plagiosum (whitespotted bambooshark), 1785 nucleotides long. Lineage: Eukaryota; Metazoa; Chordata; Chondrichthyes; Orectolobiformes; Hemiscylliidae. The record is from RefSeq and is a predicted model, not a curated record.
UGCACAUGCGUACUCGGAGGGGACCCACGCCGUCAGCCAACGCAUGCGCUCUAGUGUCUGGGGCAACACGUCACAGGGGAAGAUGGAGGAAUAUGCACGCGAGCCCUGCCCGUGGAGGAUAGUUGAUGACUGUGGUGGAGCCUUUACAAUGGGUGCCAUUGGUGGUGGAAUUUUUCAGUCAAUUAAAGGCUUCAGGAAUGCUCCAGUUGGAAUGAGUCACAGGCUUCGUGGAAGUUUGACUGCAGUUAAGACGAGAGCUCCACAAUUAGGAGACUGGGCCAACAGUAGUCUGGAGACUGGACCCAGAGUGGCCUGCAGACUAGGCCCAGUGCCGACUGAAUUCUGGGCCUGGUGUGUUCGGGAGAAUAUGCCCAGUGUGCUCUGGAAUCUGGGUCCGGUGCGAUCUGGAGACUGGGCCCAUUGCAGUCUGGUGAUUGGCCUCAGUGUGAUCGUGAGACAGAGCCUAGCGAAUCACACGGGAGUGUUCUAUGUGAUACUUAUCAAAAGUUUUCUAGAAAUUGAUGGCCAGCAUAGCCACUGCAUUUCCCUCAACUACCUAGAGAAGAAUGAAAACACAAUUACAAUGUAUUCUCUCUGUAUUUGUGUAUUUAGAAUAAUUCAACUAUGUGGGCACUUUUAUUUAGAUGGUCCAGUGGCAAUGGUGGGAUCAGCUGCUAUGGGAGGUAUACUUCUUGCCUUGAUUGAAGGGGCUGGAAUAAUGCUCACACGAUUUGCUUCAACACAAUUUCCAACAGGUCCACAGUUUGUAGACGAACCAACUCAGCUACAAACUGCAUCAUUUGGCGAAUAUCGACAAUAUCAAUGACAAAUCCAUUGCAAUACCUCUAACUUUGUGGAUGCUGAAAAGAUGUGUUAACAAAUAAGUCACUCCAGACAUCUGUGAAGAGCACACCAUCUUAUAUGUAGUCACAUUACAAUAUUUUUUAAAAGGUGGCUGAUCAGAGUUAUUGCAGCACUGGUGUGAUUACAAAAGGUCAUUGUGGAAAGUUUGAGAAUGUAUAAAAUGAUUUUCUGCGAUUAGCCUUGAAAUAUAUGUAUAUAUGGUAUAUUCCAUAUUUUACUUUGAUAUGAAGGCCCUUAAUCAGCAACAAUUAUAUAGUCCAAGAUCAUUUUUAUGCCUGAGUUUUAUAGAAUUCUGUGGUCAAUAUAUGUGUGUAAACUAUGGUGAAAUCUAUUGACAUUUGCCCUUUGUCAUUUCAUAUUCAACAAAUUAAUCACCAUAGCCAGUACCUUCCAAAGUACUUUAAGCAGAUUUGAAUGGGCACGGUCACAAAACAUUGAGGGAAAAGUUGUUUCAUCCCAUUACAUUAAAACUUAAGGUUGAAUCAUCCAUUAAAUGGUUUAAUUUAUUCAAUACUUUGGGCACUUAAUUUGAAAGUUUUGUGCCAAAUGUGUUUUGGUAGAUAUUUUAAUUGGAUGUUAGAGGCUGUGAUAAUUACUUGACUUACAUUAUUUGUCAUUGCAUUCAACUUGACGCAUAUGGGCUAGAGAGAAAUUACUUUUACAGUUAGAAAAAAUGUUGGAAUUUGGGCACUUAUUUGAAAAACACACCUUUUUGGGUUUUCAAUUUUAAUGUGUCAUUUAUCACUUCUACCCUGCCCUUCACUACUUUAAUUGAAUUGUGCAUCAAGCAACUUGUCACUUGAUUGUACCUAAGCAAAUUUCUGAGAGUUAGUAAUUAUGGCAUAAUGAAAAAUACCAGUGUGUUUAGAACAUUUGUUCAAAAUGUUCUGAAAGUAAAUCCUCAAUAAAUAUGAAACUUAA